AGGCUCUCCGGGCUGCAUUCUGAGUGCGGGACGAGACACGAUCUUCCAAUGGAAGUACAGAGAAAUAUCGCCCCCCAACAGACAAACAGCAGCGGCAUGUGUGAGUCGACGCAGAGGUCCUGCGAGCCUCGCCGAAAGAGAAUGGAUGAGCGGAGUGCACCCUCCGAAAUGGCAAGGAUAAUCACAGAUCCUGCCACCGGGAAGUGCUACUGCCGUGGAAAAGUUUUGGGCAAGGGAGGAUUUGCCAAAUGCUAUGAGAUGACCGACCUCUCCACCAGCAAAGUUUACGCGGCCAAAAUCAUCCCCCAUGCGCGCGUCUCCAAACCUCACCAACGGGAGAAGAUUGACAGAGAAAUUGAGCUGCACAGAGCACUGCACCAUAGGCAUAUCGUGCAUUUUUAUCACCACUUUGAGGACAAGGAGAACAUCUACAUUCUGUUGGAGUACUGUAGUAGAAAAUCCUUAGCCCAUAUCCUAAAGGCACGCAAGGUGCUUACUGAGCCAGAGGUGCGUUAUUACCUGAGACAGAUCGUUUCUGGGCUGAAGUACCUGCAUGAACAAGAAAUCCUUCACAGAGACCUGAAACUUGGUAACUUUUUCGUGAGCGAGUCGAUGGAACUGAAGGUCGGGGACUUUGGUCUGGCUGCCAAGUUGGAGCCAGCAGGAAACAGGAGGAAGACAAUCUGUGGGACUCCGAACUACUUGUCCCCUGAGGUGCUCAACAAGCAGGGACACGGCUGUGAAUCAGACAUCUGGGCCCUCGGCUGUGUAAUGUACACCAUGCUGUUGGGCAGACCACCAUUUGAGACCACCAACCUGAAGGAGACGUACAGGUGCAUCAGAGAGGCGCGUUACUCCCUUCCCUCCUCCUUGUCGUCACAAGCUAAGCAGCUGAUCGCCAACCUGCUGGCCAAGAUACCGGAGGACAGACCCAACCUGGACCACAUUCUGCGGCACGACUUCUUCACACAGGGCUUCAGUCCAGAGCGUCUGCCGGCUAGCUGUUGCCAUUCAGCACCAGAUUUCCACGUCUCCAGUCCCGCCAAGAGCUUCUUCAAGAAAGCUGCCGCUGCACUGUUCGGUGGAAAAAGGGACAAGGUCAAAUACUACGAGACUCUGAACAAGUUAACUAAAGAAGAAGAGGAGAUCUACAAACUGCAGCACGACUUGGAGAGAACCGUCAUCAGCCAACAACAAAGCAAAAAGAUUUCAGAGAAUGGAAGUCUACUUCCGCCAUCUGCCGAGAGCCCCGUUGCCCUGGCAACAGAGAGCCAGUCCCCGACAACGCAAGAUACCAUCCGUCUGAUCGUGAGGGGGAGUCUGGGGAGCUGCAGCAGCAGUAGUGAAUGCCUUGAAGACAACACAACAGGGAGUGUGGCUGAGACUGUUGCAAGUGUGUUGCGGGGAUGUCUAGAGAAUAUGCCUAAAGCAGAUGAAAUUCCUCAGGACUCAAACAGCUGCAGUCUUCAAUGGGUGACUAAAUGGGUGGACUACUCCAACAAGUAUGGAUUUGGCUACCAAUUGUCUGAUCACACCGUGGGAGUUCUCUUCAACAACGGCACUCACAUGAGCCUCCUGCCAGACAGAAAGACCAUCCACUACUAUGCAGAGCUGGGCCAGCGCUCUGUCUUCCCCACCUGUGAAGUUCCUGAACACUUUGUGGGUCAAGUCACUGUGCUCAAGUACUUUUCUCAUUACAUGGAGGAAAACCUCAUGGAUGGUGGAGAUCUUGGUACCAUGACGGAUGCACACAUGCCCAGACUCUACCUGCUUCAGUGGCUCAAGUCUGACCGCGCCCUCAUGAUGCUGUUUAACGACGGCACGUUCCAGGUGAACUUUUACCACGACCACACCAAGAUCAUCCUGUGCUGUCAGAGGGAGGAGUACAUGCUGACAUACAUCAAUGAAGACCGAGUCUCCAAAACCUUCAAACUCAGCUCCCUGCUGACGUCCGGCUGCCCGACUGACCUGCGAGAUCGCAUGGUGUACUCCCUCAAUAUGCUUCUGCAGAGAUGCAGCUAAACCCGCAGUUUUGGAUCAGAAAAACAGACAAGCCCGCACGCUGUGCUAAUUGCUGUGCUACAGUAGAAAACAAGGAUCCUCGCAAGCUGGGUGGAUUUCAAGGAUGGACUUGAGCAGAGCGAAUUAACAUUCCCUCACUGUUGCACCUUCACGACUCAGCAUCACUGCAGAUGAUGCAGUGCAGGUGAAAAAAUAAAAGGAUGAUGCAGAGAGACUGAAAGAGACUGGGGAAAUGAAAUGUAGCACAAGGAUUGUGGAUCGAAAAAAAAAGAAGGGCCGAUUUGUGUGUAGAUUGUUUAAGCAGAGGAAAGACAGAGUAUGUUGGUACGAAUGUGAACACCCACAGAUUUUGGAGGAAAAGAGAUGUUUUCGGAAAGCAAAGGCAAAUGCUGGGCUGGCACCGGCGUAUUCAUGUAUAGUAUAGUUCGUGCUCUGAAUGUAAACAGAGUCAGACUGUGGAGUAUUGUAAAUGAUGUACAGUGUAUGUCACAGCCAACACAGCAGUGCAAAGAAAUGACUUGUUAAAGUGUGGAUGGAUUAGCUGUAUGUGUAUGUGUGUGUGUGAAAGAGAGUGGGAGUGGUGUAAUGUCACACUAACUUUUAAAACUGUGAUUUGUUCUCUUUGCUGACAAAUGGGCUCAAUACAUUUGAGCUGGGAGCCAGAGGAGUGAUGCGAGUGGCCACGAGAACAGAAUGACAAAAAAAAAAAAAAAAAAAAAAAAGUACCAUUGAUCCUCUAAGGAUCACUUAAGAGCCAUUAUCAGCUUGGUAAAAAUGUCCUAAAUAACUUAUUGUGUAAAAAAAGUGCAGUAUUUAUUUAUUUAAUAAAUAAGAGCAUUUUUUUAAAAAAGAAA
This is a messenger RNA of Mugil cephalus (flathead mullet), 2876 nucleotides long. It is a transcript of the gene plk2b, whose product is annotated as polo-like kinase 2b (Drosophila). Gene Ontology annotation, molecular function: ATP binding; protein serine/threonine kinase activity; protein binding. The record is from RefSeq and is a predicted model, not a curated record. Bases 49 to 2022 code for a protein of 657 amino acids. Gene Ontology annotation, cellular component: cytoplasm; spindle pole; nucleus. The transcript has 14 exons. NCBI's taxonomy places the organism in Eukaryota, Metazoa, Chordata, Actinopteri, Mugiliformes, Mugilidae. Gene Ontology annotation, biological process: mitotic cell cycle; protein phosphorylation; regulation of cytokinesis.